GGUCUUUUUUGUUUUUGCAGGUUCAAAUAGGUUUUAGGAGUAGUCGGCGAAACUCACUUUUGCAAGGCCCUGGUAAACUUGCUUGCAGAGCCAUUGUGAUGAAACAGUACAAAACAGCAUUAAAUCACCUGCUUCAAAUAGAUGAGGUAAAGAAGGAUUUGGCAACUACUGUGAAAAAGGCACUUGACGAUGAAGCACAAAAAUUAUGUAGAUUGAAAAGUUCAGUAUUCAAAGUUUCCAACAUUUCAAAGUUCACAUGGAGGUCAGCAAUAAGCCAGUUAGAGAGUACAUGCCCAAUAACAAUGGACAUUUUAAGUGCUAUUAUUGGAAAUAGUAAAAAGGACAAAUUAGUGAAGACCCCAAGAAUGGUGACCAGUAUGGGUGUACUACUUUUCAGUAGAAACAGGCAGAUGAACACCUUACAAGCAAUUAAUAGUGUCAUGAUGUACAGAGGACAUGUGAGAACAAGGGUUUACAGUACAUUUAACAGAGCAGGGAUUUGCAACUCCUACAAGGCAACAUUAGGCUUAGUAGAUCAAAUAUGUGAAAACUUUGAUAUGCCUGUCAAGAAGUGGUCAAAAGAGAUAUCUAACCAAUAUCAGCUUAACACAGUCACAGAAGAUAGUAGUUUAGGAGACCAUUGCUAUUCUACUAUAGACAACACUAGUACUGUGACCUCUGGUGACCAUUGCUACUCAGUUGCACUUCUUGUCACAGAUACCCCUCUCAAAGGCAAAGAGUCAAAUGGUGAUUUACCCUCCAUUGAUGCUAACGAAGUGACAAUCCCAACUAUAGAAUGCUUUGAUGAUUAUUAUUACGCUACUCCAAUUACCAAGGUCUCUGAUGGGGAAUUAAGUUCUGUGCAUCCUGUUAAUAGCCCACUUUUUGUUGGUGAGAUCGAACUCUCAGAUACUCCACUAAAAGACAACAGAUAUUUGAAUGUCCAUUGUGAUGUGUCAGUUUCUACUACAGAACCCUUUGAUGAUACCUUUGAUGUUUGGGUACCAAAUGUUACAGAAUUCGAAGAACAAACAACUUCUCCAGAUCUUUCACCAAGAACUCCUGUUGUAAAAUGCGGGACUGAUGCAGCUAUAGUCAUGAGCCAAGAUGAAUCACCAUUUACUACAACUCUAAAGGAAGCUAACAGAGAUGGUGGAUCCUUUCAAGUUGUGAUGGACAAUUUAAAUUUACAUCAAAAGACCAGACAUAAAACACUUGAUAACAAGAACAAAAUACACAACUUAGUUCAUUCUAUUGCUGUCCAUUCUCGUGUGUCAGGAUUGGAUUUGGAUUCAACCCAUCCACAGGCUGAUAUAUUAUCCAUCCCAAAUGAUGCAUUCAUCCCUGGAGACCAAGAGUACUUUGACCUGCAUCAGGACUUCAAGACAUUGAUGAAGAGAACUCUUAUUGAAAAUGUACCAUGCUUGGAAAACUUAAAGUAUUUAGUGGAAUACCAUAUCCAGCAUCAAUAUUCAAAGCAGUCAGAAAAAAAGAGCAAUGUUAUUCCUUUAGGCAUUUUAGAGAAAGACGAGAACAUCAUGGAACAGAUGAUUGAGAUAAUGGAACACCUGCAACAGUAUGUGCCAACAACAGAGAACGGUAAAAUGAUACCAUUACUUCUUGGAGGAGAUGCAUUGAGUGUAGAAAGGGGUGAUGGAGCACAGAGAGCCAGACAAGAUGCAAGGACACCAGAGCAGAGGCUUGAUGGAUACGUUUGGAAAAGUGAGGACUGGCAUGGCCACAUAAUAUCAUUACAGGAAUCAUUUAAUAUGCUGUUCAAAGGCUCAUCAUCUGGUGAAAGAGGAACACUGUUCCAGUUAAGGAAUAUGCUUGAUAGACGUGGAGUAAAAUCAGAGGUGACAAAAGCAGUGAAUGAUUGCAGAGAGUUUAUGAGAUUGACCACUCAAGGUUUUAUACUCCUAGCUGCAUUACAAGUCCUUGGAGUAGACAACUUGAAUGAAUUCGAUAACCAUGUAAAUAAUCUUGCAACAGAUGAACAAAAAGCAGAAUUAAUGGAACAUAUUGUUCAGACUAUUGUUGAUCGUUUCAUUAAGACAGAACGGUUUACUCUAGAUUGUGAUGACAUAACAGAAGACAACAAUGAAACCAAUAGAGUGCCAUGCGGUUAUCCUGGUUGUCCAAAAUCUUACCUGUUGGAUGGACUGUGUCGGCGCAACCAUCGACAAACUUGUCAAUAUAAAGAUUUAAAUAUAUUACAGCCACAUGAACCAGUCGCAAAUGAACCAAAGAAGAAGACAAAGGAAAAAUCUGCAGAUUCCAAAACUGACUUUAAGUUUAAUUACACAUGUUGUGUGCUUCGGGAUGGUUUGAUGGACUGGUGUAGGGAAGACUCAGCCAAAGAGAAUGAUGGUGAUCGCCUUUUUCGAAUGUGGAAAUUUGAUAUGCUUAGGUUUUCAAAUUCAAACCAUACAAAAUACCGCCUACUGGCCUUUAAACUUCAAGCACAGAUUAUGGCUACAUUACCUCCAAGGCUUGCCUUUGAACUGAAACAUAAUCGGUCAAUUAAUAUCCAUGGCGGAAAAGGUGGGAACGUACCAGGUGACCUGGCCUUAGAAUUCUUCAACAUGAGAGCCAAGGAUGCUUUGCAUGCGCUGCAUGGAAAUCUAACAUCAACGUCCAUAAAACGUGUUGGUAGAAGCCUUCAAGGAUGCAACGACAUCAUGGAUGCAUAUGUAAAUGGUCUAGGAGAGUAUUUUGGAAAGCCUUCAAAUUCAAAACCAUCUUUGAAAAAGGACAUAAACAUGAUUGUAACACAACUUCAACCAGAGAAACUAUUCAAUGAAAUUCCAGGACGUUAUCACAAAUCCUUUCAAUAUAUUCCAUUCGAUCCACUUUCUGACCUGAAAGGGAAGACUUUUAACAAAUGGCUAACAGAAAAGAAGGAAACAUACGCCAAGAUACAGAGACGGAAAUCAUAUUAUGUAUGAAAAAAAGGUGCUAAACUGUGAUAAAUUGUUAAUGGUGGCUUUAAAAAAUGUUGUAUAAAUACAUGUGUAUACUUGAUUAAGUUACUCCAUUUUAAUCAUACAUUUCAUGUUCAAUAUCAGAAAGCUUUCUAUUAUGUUGUGUUUUUUUAUUUAUAACUUGUGCUUUUUGUUGUUUUAAUGAGUUGAAGGCAGCCCAUUAGUAGCAUGUAUAAAGUUUUUUUUAUUCAUUGUUAUUUUGACCUCUAGAUACUGAUUCUUGGUUGUGUCUCUUAAAAGUAUA
Mytilus californianus (California mussel) is the source of this 3228-nucleotide messenger RNA. RefSeq lists its product as uncharacterized. The record is from RefSeq and is a predicted model, not a curated record. Lineage: Eukaryota; Metazoa; Mollusca; Bivalvia; Mytilida; Mytilidae. The coding region runs from base 99 to 2948 and encodes 949 amino acids. The transcript is spliced from 9 exons.